CAAUAGUAGCAGUGCUUACUUACAAGUGCGGCAGCGCGUUGCUAGGGCUGAGGCGCUGGGCCAUCAUUCUCCCUCACGGAAAGCAAUCUUUACAACAACUGAUGCCAAGAUGGGGAUAGGACCAGGGAUUAUUAUCCUUGCUUUUAUUUGGGCUUUGUCUUUUCUGAUAUGUAAACUGCUAUCUCGGUCAGGAGGCAUGGUCAGCUGGCUUUCGAUUGUAUUGGUUUUCUUCCUGGCACUGAUAAUCACCAUGAUCCUCAUCUUUUUUCCUCGAGCCAAGGAAACACCUGAACCAGUGACUGACGAAGUGAUUUUCGACAAUUUCUUCAUUGGUCGCUACUGUCUCUUGUGUUUAUUGAUUGUAGCAUUUCUGGCGGGCUUGGUUCUACUAUUUCCUCAUUACAUUGUGGAACAGAGAGAUUCAAAACCCUUUCGAAGCUUCUGACAAGCAAUCCAGAAGGUCCCUGAACUCUAUCCGUGAAAGUAUUGUAACUUAACUAGAAGUUUCUUUCCAUGAAAACUAUGGAGUGGAUAUUGAAAUAUUUGCUGAGGAAUAAUAGAUAAGUAUUAAUUUAAAGGUCAAAUUCUCCUCUUUAAACAAAAAAAAAUCUAAAUGAAUUGCCUGUUUUUAUUUUUCUGCCAUUUCCCAGGGGUCUGUUGUUAUGUUCGAAUGGAAGUGAAAAGAUUUUCAUUGAAUUGAGCAACAUUUCAGUAAAAGAAGGAUUAGUAUUGAAGACAUGUAUCAAUUAGGAGAAAAUAACUAUAAAUUCAUAGAAAUGUCACCACAAAAUAAGGUAAUUUUUGGGAUAUACAAACAUUUUAUGAUCAGUUUUGCCCCUCUUUGUCUUCUGUAAAUCCAUGGAGAGUCUGAGUGGUCAUUGUCCUUCCAUACCAAGUGGUCACUUGAAACACUUGAUUCUGAACAAUCCUUGCUAACUGUAUUUGGGUAAAAUAGACAAAUCUCAUUUACUUUAUCCAAGGUUAACAUACAUUUUCAACCAGUGCCAGUGAAUAGUGAUCUGAUGUUGCCGUUCUAGCAGAUUUUUCUUUUAGCUCUGGAAUGGUGAACCAGAAGACCAGACUAGAAACCAUUCUGUUCAGUCUUUAAGAAUAUUGGAGAAAUGAGGGAUAUAUUUUGUUUCCUUCACUACUAAUUCCUAAUAUGUAGGUCAAAACAGAUGUGGAGUUGCAUAUAAAAUAUCAGAACAUAUGAGAUAGAUUAAACAGAUAUUCGUGUCUCAUCUUGCCUUCUCACAGCUGGAUUCUUAUUUACUUAUGAAAGUCUACCUAAGGGUUGAAUUUAGUGCUUCUAUAUAAAACCACAGAAAUUUUGCAAUUUUGGCUUCUACAGCUCUUGAUGCAGAGGCAAUAGAGCAGACAAGGCAGAUUUUCUCUGUUUGCCAACUGGUACCUAAGUAGAGGUAGUGGUCUGUGGCAGCAGUACAGUGCUAAGACAUAAAAUUAUUAUAAACUACAAAAUAAAAAAUUGUGUAAAAUAAUAGUUAAGGGCUAUCUGCUAGUUUAAAAUAACAAUUGAACAUACCAGAUUAAACAGAAGUAGACUCUUUUCACUAGAGGAGCUAUGUACUUUUAAAUGGUGUCCUUAACAUAGUAAAAUAUCCCAAGGCUCUGCAGGUAUAUGUUAAUAAAAUCAAUUGACACCAAAACAUGUGGUAAUUGACCAGAAGCUUGGUUAGAGGUAGAUUUCACAAGCACCAUAGAGACAAGUAAAGAGGUAGAGAAGUUUAAUGAGUGAACUCAUAAACUUGAAGACAUGGCUGCUACUGACGGAAUAGUUAAAAUUAUUGCCAUUCAAGAACAAGAUACCACAAAUGGUUGUAGAAUUAGAGAUUACAUAGACAAAAUUGCAUUAGGCCUGGAAUUACUUGAAAACACGGAUUAGAAUGUUAAGAUCAGGGUGUUGCACUAGGGGUAGAUAAAUUUUGAGAGACAAAAUGGAGAUCUACGCUGUUGGGAUUCUAUGAGUCUGAUUGAAGCACAGGUUGUUGUAACAUUUGAGAGUUGGGUUGCUGAAAAUAGUUAAGUAUAUAGAUGAACACAUGAAUUGCUUAGGCAUGGAGAACUAUGGGCAGAGUGAUUGGUGGUAGGAAUUAAUACAGAAAGGUUCCCAAUGGUUGGCAUGGAUGAAUUGAGCCAAUUGGCGUGUUACCAUGAAUUCUAUGAAGUAGAAAAUGCAAGUGGAUUGGAAUGGCUCAUGUGAACUGAUUGGGAUGAACAGCCUUGUUCCAUAUUCUAUUAAAAACAAAAUUCAUUUCUGCUUUCUAUGGGGAGAAGCAAACUAGCUUUACUGGAUAAUAAACACCAAGUACACUGCAGAUGCUGUGGUCAAAUCAACAUGUACAAACAAGCUGGAUGAACUCAGCAGGUCAGGCAGCAUCCAUUGAAAGGAGCAGUCAACGUUUCGGGCCGAGAUGUGUAGCUUUACUGGACGUUGUUUCCCAUGAACGAAGGGGGCUGUGCAAGAAAUGAUUGGUUCAACAACAUUGUGGAACCCACCAAUCAUCCCAAUCUUAAAAGAUUUUUCACAGCUAAUUAUUUAACAUGAUUUUGGAUACAUUGAUAUUUUUUCAGAUUUUAAGCAUAUUAUUUUGUAGUUACUAUAAAUGAUCAUUUUCUGGUAAAUGUACACUUUUAUGUAGCCAAAGCAGAAAUGCUAGAAGGACUCAGGCAGCCAAGCAGCAUGUGUGGAAAGAAAUCAGUUAAUGUUUUGGGUCAAUGACCCUUAACUACUCUGAGUUUUUCUUUCCAUAGAUUCUGUAGAUUCUGCUUGACUGGUUGAGUUUUAUCAGCAUUUCUGUUUUUGUUUUGGAUUUGAGUACCUGCAUUGAAUUUGUUUUCCAUACAGCUUUACACAUAUUUGUUAAAAAAAUUAAAACACAUACAAAUCAGUGCAUUUUGAAGUUUUUAAAUAAAAAAAUGUUUAAACUUCCA
Hypanus sabinus (Atlantic stingray) is the source of this 2952-nucleotide messenger RNA. RefSeq names its product transmembrane protein 218 (gene tmem218). NCBI's taxonomy places the organism in Eukaryota, Metazoa, Chordata, Chondrichthyes, Myliobatiformes, Dasyatidae. Bases 110 to 445 code for a protein of 111 amino acids. The record is from RefSeq and is a predicted model, not a curated record. The transcript is spliced from 4 exons.